Messenger RNA from Marchantia polymorpha subsp. ruderalis, 1631 nucleotides. Lineage: Eukaryota; Viridiplantae; Streptophyta; Marchantiopsida; Marchantiales; Marchantiaceae. The record is from the annotation of a GenBank genome assembly.
CAGGAAGAAGAAACAAUCGGCACGCAGCAAUCGAUCGAUCCAUUGCUGCAAUUUUUGCCCAAGAAAAAAUGGGAAGCUCGAUGGCUGCUGGCAGCCCGCGACGCCAUAGAUUGCAUCAGUCGGAAAUUGAAGUUGCUCUGAUAGUGGGAUAGAAGAAAGCCUUCAGGAAUCUCGUUUCUCGUGAAAGUUCCGGAAGGUCGUUGCAGCAUGAGUUUAGAAAAGCACUCUUGCAGGAAAUUGAUGAUUACGUCCGAGUUUUGAAGUCUUUCUCUCUCGGUCUGAGGCACCCGAUCGUAUGAAUAUCUUCUGAGAUCACAGGGUUUUGAAUGCUAGAGCUUUGUCGAGGAAUCAAGUAUUGGAGGUGACAUCCGGUGGAGGCUUUCUGAUAGGGUGACGAACGUCGGGAGCCGGUGACCUGCAAGACGAGAGCACCCUGAUACACACGGUAAGAUCCAACGAACUGGAAGAUGAGGAAAUGGAGAACAAACUUCGAGGAAGAGAAGGGAGGAAUUUUUAGCCUAUCUAAGGUGCCAAUCAGGAUUGCUGUUUGUAAGUGCUCGUGGAUGGUCUGGUGUACAGUACUUUAUGGAGGAAUGCUCUUUUGGGCUUUGUUUCUCGUCUUUCAGAUCACUCCUCCCUGGAUGUCUAGCUUUAAGCCCCUAUCGAGAGGUGCAAGUGAGUGGACUCUGCUACACAAUUCUGUUAUUCUAGGAACAGAAGUUGGGCUGCUGGCAAUGGUUGCAUUGAUCACGUUCUUAGUGCCAGCACUGAUAAUGACUUGGAUUACAGCCCUGGUCUUCGAGUACAUGUUUGGGAGAGGACUUUUUGGCCGUCCCCAACGGCUGAUCGAGGAUGGAAGUAUGAUCGCACGAGAUAUUUCCUGGAUGGCUUUCAAAAGUGUGGUGAAGGAGGGCAAUGUUGUUGCUGUUAUAGUUGUGAUUAUAUGCAUGCUGACUUGUGGAAGCAUGAGGGGAUAUGGAGAUUCAGAGGUAAUAAAGGCUACUUUCUGAUAUCCGAGAACAAUAAUCAUGGCUGUUUGGUACUUCGGACCGAUAUCGAGAAGUUUGUAGCGCUCAUCUAUAGUCUCUUUGAUUUCUUCUUUUCUUCACAUUUUUCCCCCACAAAGCUUUCACGAAAUGACUUCACGUCACCCGCGAUCAUGCUAUUUGAUGCUGCUCCUGUAGAUGCCGUGUCAUUGUAGACUAAGAAUUAUGUGAUGACGCUUUAAAGUGAGGUAGUCAAACCUCGAAAAUUAUCAAACGCAUUUUUCUUACAUCGUUCAAACUUUUCCUCACUGUGUCACCCACAUAAUAUUUUUCCUGUUCUCCAGCCAGUGUGAAUCUAGUUUUGUCAGAUGAUACAAGAGCUGUAGUAGACAAUGUAGAGUUGUGUCUAAGAAGAGGUCCAAAGUAGGAACUCUGUAGAGUGGUCAGUAGUGCGAUUUUUAUCGCUAACAGAUGCGGCACAUGUGCAUACAAUUGGUGUGUUCGGAAGGCACCUAGGUUCUUUCUAUUUGUAAAUUUGUAAUUCGUCUUCUAUUUUUUUUUUAUCAAGAAGGCUAAAAGGCAGACAGUGGUGCUUUGGAGCUUUGGGCGAGGUUUCAAUACAUCACUGCAAGAGUGAAAGUCAUU